AUGAUGUUAAACCAACAUUUGAUCGGCCCUUCGACUUCGUUGAGCUCCAAUAGUGCCUUGCAAUCCGCCGGCCUAAACGACGGUUUUUUUUUGAUUUUAAAAAAGAAAAAUGUUGAUUUUGUUGAAGGCCUGUUGUCAUCCCAAAAAGAGGAUCUGAAAACUCAGUUCACGACCCGGGAAGGCACUUACCGGAUAAUGACACUGGCUGAAUAUUCGCGGCCAAAUCGACCACAGGGGGUUAAUUUUUGAAUUUUGUUUUUUUUUGUUUUUUAAAAAUGAGCGAAAUGUGCGGAAAAAAGUUUUUCUUCUGAAAAUAUAGAAUUAUUACAAUUUUGAUAUGUUUUUUUGUCAAUUUUUUUGAACGCGGUUUUCAUACAUUUUUAAUUUUUUUCAUAGUCUUUUUUUGAAAAUGGAAUUUUUUUAAUGUUAAUAAACCGGAAACGAACUAAUUUAGUUAAAAAUUUUUGCCAUUUUUUUAAAAAAAGUUUCGUUCAACAUCGUACACUAAUUUUUCAAUAUAAUGUAUUAAUCACUUGUUUUUUUACUUGAAUAAUUGAAGAUUUAAAUAUUUAUUUCACUCAGUGUAGAAUAGGAUACAUUAGAAGACCAUUUUUUUUUGACAAUCUCUAUUUUUGGCCUUUAUUUUUCCAAAUAUAUUCGUUUAUUCUAAUUUUUCCUGAUUUUUUUGUUAUAUAUAUUCUUUUUUUUUCAGUUACAAGGUGCAACCGCAGCAACUGGAGCCACCGGAGCCGCUACCACGACUACAGGAGGGGCUCCGGUCCGAGUUUCCUUCCUCACAUUAUCCGGAUUCAUGCCACCUGAGGUUGCCGAAUCGUCCAAUAGAAAUUCGGUAGGUUUUCGGACUAUUUUAGGGCGUAAUUUUUGAGAGUUUUUCACACCAUUUUUUCACAUUUACGGGCUAAAAAUCUGGUUUUUUAUCUCAAUUUUUAAGUUUUCAAUCGAAAAUCUAGUGAUAAAAGGUUGUAAAUCUGACUUUUUGCCCUUGAAAUCUUCAAAAAAACUAGAUUUUUUUCCGUUUUUUUAUAUGCUUUUUUUGAGGUUCAAGAGCUCGAAAAUGUCCUUUUUCUGAGAAUUUUUUUAGUUAAUUUUUAUUUUUUUAUACAUUCUGGGAAAGGAUUUCAGUUGAACAUACGAUAUUUCAGAACUACGCCGAGCACGAAGAUUUAUAUUCGGACAAAAUUUGCUUCAAUGUCGGCCGGGAACUAUACGUCUAUCAUUACCGGUUCGUUACAAAAAGUUGAAAUUUUUUUGGUUUUUACGGAAAUUUUUGUAGAAUUCGAGUAUUUUUCUUAAGGAAAACGGAUUAUUUUUUUGUGAAAUUUGAUAUUUUUUUCGGAAUUCAGGGAAUAUUAUUGAAUUUUUUUGCGUUUGAAAAUGAAAUUCUUUCGAUUUUUUUACAGGAUUAUUGUAAAAUUUGUGACAUUUUUUUGUGAUUUUUCGAUGGGUUUAUACAAAAAAAUCGUGGACAUUCUUAAGGAAAAAUUGAUCAUUUUUUUGAUUUCUCGCUUAUUUUUUUCAAUACAUAAGAAAAAAAUAAUUAAUUUUUUUCGUUUAAAAUAGAAAUUUUUUUCGAUUUUUUUCACAGUGUGAUAUUCGUAAAUAUUCUUAAGGAAAAUGAAUUUCAAGUGGUUUAUUGAAAAUUAAAAAAAGUUAUCAGAUUUUUUUAGCGUUUCAUAUUGCUUCCAAUCCGUAAAAAUAGCUUCUUAUCGUUUUUUUCCUAUCAAUUUUUCAAGUUUUAGGAUUUUUUUCUUCUAAUUUUUCAGGCUUAAAACUGUUAUAAAUCAUAUAGUAUGAUUCUAGGUAUUCUUGAAAAUUGGAAAAAAAGCUUAAAAAUUUUUUUAUUUUUUUAGUUGUUAGAAGGGGCUUUUUUUCAAGUUUUUCGAAGGUUCGAUUUUUUUGUAGCUUCCCCUGAAAACCUCAUUAUUAUGUAAUUUUUUUCAUGGAAAAAAAUAUUUUUUUGUGAAUAUCCAUAAAAAAAUAAAGAAAUUAUUCAGCGGAACCCACACGGCGGCGGAUUUGAGCCGUCCGAUCGAUAAACGGGUCUACAAGGGAACGUAUCCAACAACUCACUGUUUCAACCAGGAAUCCGCCAAAGUCGACAGCGCCGCGUUCGUUUUUCUUACGGUUGAUUUUUGGAAGGAAAAAUUGUCAAAAUUUUUGGAAAAUAUUAGGGAAAAAAAGGGAAUUUUUAAGAAAAUUUCAGGUUGACAUCGGAAAAAAAUUGUUCUAGAAAAUUUCAGUUUUUUUCAAGAUUUUUGUUUCAAAAAUUUUCUGGUUUUUCAACGUUUUUUUCAAAAAGUUUUUUUAAAGACCUUUAAACAUUGGAGAAAAGAAAAUUCGAAUUUCGCUGGAAAUCGGAAAAUUUGGUAUCAAAAAAACGGGAAUUUUUUUCAUGAUUUUUUUGUCGAAAAUAUUUGAUUUUUUUCACUUUGUAAAAGUUUAUUUGAAAAUUGGCUUUUUUUCAUUUUUUUAAGAGAAAAUUGUCAAAAAAAUUCAAAAAAAUAUUGAGAAAAGAUGAUAUUUUUUUGAGGAAACUUUGGUUAAAACUGGGAAAAAUUGUUUUUGGUUUUUUUACGAUUUUCCUUCAGAAAAUUUGUUUGUUUAAUUUUUUUCUCUGGUAAAUUUUUUUGACAUUCCUGAAAAAAAUGACGAUUUCCAUGACUUUUUUUCUUCGAAAAUGUACGAUUUUAUGCGGACUUUUUUUGCGGUAAAAAAACCUCGAUUUUUCCUGAUUUUUUUAUAUUCUUAAUAUACUUUUUUUCUCUUUUUCCAGAUUAAUAAUCGGUUUUUUUCGACGGGACAGUUACAGAUGAUCGACCCAUUGAACAAGGAAUAUCAGGUACCUUUUUUUGAUUGAUUUAUUUGAAAAAAAGUAUGGAGUUUUUCUAGGCCAGCCGAUUAUACAAUGAAGAUCGAUUCAUCGACAAAACGGCCGUGACUUGUUUGAGAUGGGUUCCUGGUUGGUUUUGGGCUUUUUUUAAAUGAAAUUUUUAAAAAAAUUAUAAAAAAAGGCAUGAAAAUGCUUUUUAUAGGUUUUUCAAGUUUUUUUAGGGAUUUUUAGCUGUUUUUUUCCCAUGAAAAAAAUGCUUCCAGAAUGUGUGAAUUUGAGCACAAAUGCUUUUUUCUUUUUUUUGUUUUAAAUUUGAUUUUUAUUACAUAAAGGCGAACUUUCACUUUUUAGCCCCUAUAGGGACCACUUGAUCUGUAGUCUUCUAGGAUGCAUUAUUUUGUCCACUUUAGGGGCUUUUUUUCCCGUCGAAAAAUAUUUUUAUGCGAUUCAAAAUUGAAGUUUCACGAUUUCAAGCUGAUUUUCUAGAUUUCUUCGGCUUUUUUUAGAGCUUCAAACUUGAAAAAUAGCGAUUUAUUUCAAAUUGAAGCUUUUUUUCUGAUUAUCCAAUUUUCAAGGUCAAAAUCUCCUUAAAAAAAUAUGGGUCCUUUUUUUAUUAAAAUAUUCAAAGCGAACAUUUCCCAAUUUUUUUAAGCUCGAUCUGACUUUUUUUAUUGGCUCUCUGCUCUGAAAAACUAAGAAUAUAUUCUGCUUUAAAACUUGAAUUUUUGAAAUUUUUAAUGUCCAAAUGGCCUUUUUCUUGGCUUCCUACUCGAAAAAAAGAGCAGUUCGAUUCAUUUUGAAACCGAAAAUUUCCAUUUUUUCGAGGUCAAUUUCGGCUCUUCUUGACGUUUUUAUUUUUAAAAAUAAGUGUUUAAUUUCAUUUAAAAUUUGAAUUUUUUUCAAUUUUUCAAGGUCAAGCGUACCGUUUUUUGACUUUCUACUCAAAAAGUGGCCAUUUACUUUAUUUCAAAACCAAAAUUUUCCAGUUUGUAAGGCCAUUUUGCCCCAAUUUUUGGCUUCAAACUCGAAAAAUAGCAAUUCUUAAGCAUUUUAUGGGAAUUAACCUUAAUUUUCAAGGUAAACUUGCCCUUUUCCGACGUUCUACUCGAAAAAAAAUAGGAAUUGUUUCAUUUUGAAGUCUUAAACAAAGGAUCAUCACUAUUAAGGUCAACCUCGCCAAUUCCUGGCCUCGUACUCCUCGGGCAACAUCUACGUGUUUUCCGAAGAGCUGCUCUGUCCGCCCUCCCAACCCGUUUAUCAGACCUUCAAGCAGGUUUGUGGGAUAUUUACAAGGGCUUUUCCCGUAUCAAUCGUAGACUUUGACUCUGAUAAGGAAGUUUGAUAUGACCGAAUGUGUUUUGAUAAUUUUUGAUGUUGAGCCGGGAACAUUAGGGGACCUAACUUGUUUCAAAAAAGCGGUUCUAAACGGAAAAAAUGAACCCAAAAAGGCUUCGGAACAGCUGAUUUUUCGUUUUUCAGUAAUUUUUUGGUCUUUGGAGCAAGUUUUUUCUGGCAUUUUCAAUGAAAAAUGGAGUUGAGAACAAAAAAAAGUUCAUUUUCUAUCUGAAAUACUUUUGAAACAGGGAAUAUUGCGUUUGAAGCUAGUUCUUGGCCUUUGGUUCGCUUUCUUUUUUUAGGUUUUUUUGACAUUUGUAACGGAAAGGUGAAGCUUGAAUUUAGAAAUUACUUCGAAGUAAUAGACUUAAAACCCAAAAAAAAGUUGAUUUUUCUGUUUAAAAUAAUUUUGAAACAGUGAAUUUUGCGUCAAGAGCUAGUUUUUGACCUUUGAAACAAGAUAUUUUUAAAAUCCUCGCAGGGGUGUUUAAAGGAGCAUGGGGAAUAAUCAUAAAAGGUCUCGAAGCGAAAAGCCAUUUCAAAGGCUAUUUUGAAUUAGGCAACAUCUCUAAAACAUAUACUCUUUUGAAAAAAGUUUUUUCGAAAAUUCCGCUUUUUAAAGGGGAAUGGGGGAUAAGCAUGAAGGUCUCGAAGCGAAGAGCCAUUUUUUGUGUAAUUUUUAAACUAGGCAGAAUCUUUCAAAGGCUCUGUCUAAUUUUUAAAGAUUUGGAAUUCUUACAGAGGUAUGAGGAAAUUUUAAAAUGAAUCUUGUUCUAGAUUUUUAUUUUUCAAGUUUUUAGCAUUCUAAAAAACAUCUUUUUCAGUUGAAAGUUUAUAUUUUCCAUUGAGGAAAAAUUAAGAAGCCGUUUUUGAAAAAUAUGCAUGAAAUAUUGGUUUUUAGGGCGACAAGUACACAAUCUACACUUGCAAGACGAAAACGACCAAAAAUCCGCUGUAUCGGUGGCAGGUUUAUCCAAUCUUAUAUCAUAAAAAGAAACAAUUUUAAAUUUGAAGAUUGGCGACAGGGGCGAUUCAUCAAUUCGCCUUUUCGGGUCCCGACGCGAAAUAUAUGGCUACUGUAGGACAUGUGAGUUUAUUGGGAGGAAAUUUUGGAGGGGUCCCUGUAGGGUUUUGGUUGUUUUGGGGGCCACUAUAGGGGGCAAUUAUAUUCGAAAUGAAUCCUCAGAGGGUUUUUUUUUGUUUUAGGGGCCACUAAAGGGGCGAUUUCACGACCCCUGUAGGGAUCACUUCAACGUUUCUCAGGCAAAAUUUUCAUUCGAAUAGUUUGAAAUGGAUUCUUAUAGGGACCACUAUAAGGGCCAAUUUUACGACCCCUGUAGGGACCACUCCAAAGUUUCUCGAACAAAAUUUUAAUAUAAAUAUUUUCGAAUAAACCACUAUUGGCUUUUGGUGUUCUAGGAAGCCCUAUAGGGACCGAUUUUUCCCUGUAUGAAUCACUUUUUAGUGUUCUAGGGAUCCCUAUAGGGGCCACAACAGUAAAUUUUAAUAAGGAAAAAAACAUAUUAUACCAUAGUAAAAAAAAAGAAAGAAAAUUUCAGGACGGAUACCUGAGAAUCUUCAACUACCACCAAAUGGAGCUGGUCGCCUUGAUGAAGUCGUAUUUUGGCGGGCUCUUGACCCUGAGUUGGAGUCCCGACGCGAAAUUGAUCGCCACGGGCGGAGAAGACGAUCUCCUGACGGUCUACAGCGUCGCUGAGAGACGGGUCGUUUGUCGAGGACAGGGACACAAGAGUUGGAUCAGUCAGGUGCGUUUUGGGGUGGGAAAAUGAAGGAAAUUCAUGAAAAACUGGUCUUGAGGGGGUUUUUAAAGGAGCAUGGGCAAAGUUAAUGAGGGUCUCAAGGCGAAAAUUCUAUUCCGUGAGUAUUGAGGCUCAUUUAAAUUUUCACGAGUCGAAAAUAAUUAGAGAAGAUUAGUAUGAAAAACUUUUCAGCUUGUGAACCAUAUUUUAAGAACUAAAAAACCAAUGAUUUUAUUCGAAUCGGCUGCAAAAUUUAAAGGAGCAUGGAUAAAAAUGAUAUAGGUUUCAAGGCGAAAAGUCUUUUCAGUGAGUAUUGAGGUCCAUAAAAGGUAAGAGUUGGAUCAGCCAGAUUAAUUUUGAGGCGGGAUAAUGAAGAAAAAAUGGAGGAAAUUUAUGAAAACUGGUCUUGAUUAGGUUUUUAAAGGAGCAUAGACAAAGUUCAUGAGGGUCUCAAGGCGAAAAUUCUUUUCAGUGAGUAUUGAGGUCCAUAAAAGAGUAAGAGUUGGAUCAGUCAGGUGGGUUUUAAGAGCGGGAAAUCGAAAGAGAAAAAAAAGAGAAAAAAUGUAGGGAAACUUGUCUUGGUGAAAUAUUAAAGGAGCAUGUGCAAAAUUCAUUUGGGUAUCACAACGAAGGAUUUUUUCAGUGAAUGUUGAAGACCAUGAAAAAUCAGCCAGGUGGGUUUCCGGGGUAGGAAACUGUAGAAAAGAAAUAGGAAAUUUAAGGAAAACAGGUCUUGAUGGAGUUUUUAAAGGAGCAUAGGUAAUAAUUCAUAUAGGUCCCACGACGAAGAGUCUUAUCCCUGAUUGUUUACUUCAAAAUGAUCCCAGAGAAAUUUUUUUAGAUGAUCAGCCAAGUUAUUUGAUAGUUUGUAAUAUAAAAAAAGAAAGAGAAAAAUGUAACGCGCAUUUUUUUCAGUUUAAAAAAAGGAUGAACAAAGAUUUUAUCAGUAUUUUUUUCUUUAUGUUAAAAUAAGAGUUAUUUUUUUGAUGUUAUGUGUUAUUUUGAUUAUUCUACAGGUUCAAUUCGACGCGUUUUGUUGUACAACGGAGGAAGACGCUGAACUGAAUGGUUAUGCGGCUGCGGAAGAAGCGACCGGCAUCGAGGCCGUCGGUUCGUUUUGUGUAUUGGAUGGAUAAAGUCUAAAAAAUCAGCGUUUUCACUCAAACUAUCUGUCUAUCCUUCAUUCCAAGGGCAAAUAUAGCCGAUCCACGGCUAGCAAGGGAUGGGCGUGGCCUGUCUGCGCUCUCCAUUAUUGUGGCACUAUCUUUUUCCGUCUCAGGACCCUUUUUCGAUGAUUCAAGCUAGCCGUGUAUCACUUAAAUUCUUGAGAAAAAUGAAUUCCAGAAAAUACAGUGAAAAGUGUGGUGGCCACUUAAGAGGUCCCUCAAAAGCUACUUAGAUAGGGCGCUAAAGUGGCUACUAAAAAAACCUUUUUAGAAGCCGUCAUUUUGCUUCUGAGUGGCGACUUCUAGACUUUUAUAGAUGCCACUUAGGUGGCCACUAAUUCGACUACUAUAGUGGCCACUGUAACUUUAUAACCCUUAAGGGGCCACUAAAAAUCCUCCCAGCUUUUAAAUGAUUUUUGAGCACCUGGGUAUCAAAAUGAAGUUCAUUUCAGUUCCAGAAGUGAGAGGAUUCGGAAACUCGCCGUCGACGCCUUCCAACGCGAUCCCCAACACUUCUACGGCCGACGCCAACGCCAUGACGCCAGUUAUGAGAGGUUAGUAGAAGAAAAAUCGAAGAAUCUUAUAGGCACUUUGAAACGCCUUUCGAUAAAGUAUCCCCCUGGUACGUCUUACCUACAGUGCUCCAAAUUACAGUAGGACUACAGUCUUCCAAGUUACAGUUAUAAAGUUCUACUAGCUAAAGUACCACAUUACUGCCAGUUACAGUAAUACUACAAUAAAACUACAGCCUUCCGAGAUACAGUAGUACCGUACUCUUAGCUACAGUACUACAGUGUUCCCAGCUACAGUAAUACUACAAACUUUAAAGUAGUUUUUGUCACGUUUUUUUUCACAUUUCGAAAAGGUUUCAGUUAUUUUUUCUCAGAGAAAAAUGGAGGAAAUUGAGUUUAAGCGGUUAUGGAAGGAUAAACAUAGUAAAAUAAGUAGAAAACGUGAAAUUAUUCUAGGAAUUUUAGAAAGAAAAAGAAAUCACCUGACCUUAAAGUGGUCAAAAAUGAAGUUUGACGUCGUUUUUGUCACGUUUUUGUUACGUUUUUCUGAAUUUUGAGGUUUUUCGGGGCUUUUAUGGGAGAAAAAAGAAGAAGGUAUCAGGAAAUAUGAAAUAAGGAUGAUAUAAUCAAAUAAAGGGACAUGAAAAUAAUUUUCCAGCUCACGCGAAAAGAGCGACCCCUCUAGGGGCCACUUCGACGCUUUCGCGGUGUUCUUUCGCUUCUUUUGGGACCAUCAAUGGCGCGGGGCAGGUGAGCAAAAAAAUGGCUUUUGAAAAAAUGGUUCAGUUUAUGUUUUUUGUCUAUAUUUUUAUAAGAAUAUAUUUUUCUUCCUCCUUGCCACAGAUCUGUCUGUGAGCGAAGAAUAGAAAUUUCAAGAAGAGCUAAAAUAAAAUAAGGGAAAAAGUGAAUAUUUGAAGGUGGGCGUCGGCGUUUGUUACCGGAUCGGAAGCGUCGGACACGACACCCAGCUCUGUCUUUGGGACAUCACCGAAGACAUGCUCAAGGUUUCAACAUUCUUCUAAAUACCCUUUCGAAACAAUUUUCCAUUCUCUCUGGUAUUCUUGAACUAAUUUGCUCCACCAGGAAAAAAGUUAGCUUUUUAUGGUAUUUUCUCUACCGUAACCCUGAAAGUGGGCGGAGCCUCUAAAAACAAGGUGUUAUGAAUUGAGGAGGCUAUGUAGUAUCUCUGAUAGCGAAACGAGCUCUGAAGAACCAACUUGAAUUUCUUGUGCCAAGAGAUUUCUGAAAAUCUCAGAGAACGUGUGUCAAAACCUUUUCUCCGGCAAUUUCCUCGUAUGUUUCGAUUUUUCAAAGACGAUUUCCCAUUAUGAAUGAAGUUAAAGUUUUCUUAUGUUUUCAGCCGGCCAACGUGCAAAGACACCGAAAUUCGACCAUUAUUGCACCGAUGCUUGGCUUGGAAAUUCAGGUAAAAAUGUUUUGUUUUACACUUUAACCUUAUUUUGAGAGAAAAACAGCUUUUCAACUUGAAAAAUUCGAUUUUCCAAAAAAAAAAAAAAAAAUCACUUUUAGUGGUCUCUUAUUGAAAUUUGAGUAUGAAAACUCUAGAAAAACAAGUUUUCCCGUUUUGACCCCUAUAGGGACCACUUAAGCUUUGGGAGUCAGAAUCUAAUUCCCUAUAGGGACUAUUUGAGUUUUAGCCCUCUAGGGAACACUAUUUUGCCCAAGUUAGGGGAUUUUUUCCCUCAACCCCUUUAGGGGCCACUUGUAGGAAUUGAUUUUGAAGGAGCGUUUCUUUUUGUUAUUUCAAUGUUGUUAUAAGUAUUUUCAACUUUCAAGGAACCACUCUAGGGGCCUAGCGGUUGACCCUAAAUCACUAUAGACACCACUCCAAUUUUACACCUCUAGGGAACACUAUUUCGCCCCAUUCAAAACAUUUUUUUCCACGAAACCUUCUAGAAUCCACUCUGAGGUCCCUAAAAAAGAAAUCCUUGACUUCGAAAUUUCAAAGUUUGCAGACGUCCUCGCCCGGCUCCCGACUGGACCCUCUGGCCGAAGCGUCCCCUGGAGGGGCCACUUCAGGGGUCUACGGCGUGCCCUCCACGUCAUCCGACCCGUCGCCCUCUUCCGCCCAGACGCCCCAAAAACCCGAAAAACAGAAAAAGAAGCGAUUCCAUCGACGCGGCUUCACCCUGGGACGACUUUCCGUCGGCGGGGGCUCCAAUUCGUCCAACCAGACCCUCCAGACGACCCUCAGCAAUGGAAGUGAUCGGUUUGGAGCGCAAAUGAUCCGAUUAGUGACGUCAUAUCUUCUUUAGAAGACGUGCAAACGACUCGACGGCUUCCUCGCCCCAAACAACGGUUUUGGAUGAUUCCAAAAUACUCGGGACCAAAAUUUGUCCCAGGAUCGAGGAUGUCCCGGUUAUUGGUUGGUUUUUGAGCUUGGGCGCAGUUUUGAGCGAUUUGUGAGCCUUAAAUUUUAAGUUUAAUUCUGAAAAAUUCUGCGGAAAAAUAGUCACUUUAGGGUUUUGACGUUUUAGUGGUCGAUUUAGUCGCCACUUAAAAGGCCGUAAGUUAGUGGCCUCUUUAGAAGUCUGAGGUACUACUAGGCUAUUCAUAGGGGGCGCUAAGACGCAAAUUAGUGUUUUAAGUGGCCACUUUAGUGUCCCCUCGAAGCAGUCCUUGAAGAACCUCUUAAGUGGCCACUACAGUAUUUCUAAGUUUCAAUCAACAAUGAAACAAACUUCACGUUGGCGAAGUGAUUGUAAAAAAAUUUCAGAAAAAAAUUUUUUUAUUAUUUAAAAAAAGUCUAUAAGUCAAAAAAAGAGCCCCUUUAGGGUUUUCACCUAUUAGUGACUACUUAAGCGUCAAAAAUUUAGCGGCCUUUUUUAAAGUUUUUGUGGCACCUCUGAAACUACUACAGUGGCCACUAAGACACGAAAUAGUGGCUUCUGAGGAAGUUGUUCAAGUGGCCACUUUAGUGUCCUCUCUGAGUAUUUCUCGAGAAACCACUCAAGUGGCCACUAGAGUUUUCCUCAGUUGAGCAAAAUUGUUAAAAUCUCGACCCAACGUAGCUUCUACCGUGUUCAAAGUUAUCUCCGCGAAAAUCAAAUUUACCUCUAACUCUCCAAAAUUUAGUCUCUGACUGCUCUUUUGAAUUUCGCGGAAUCACUUUCAACACGAUAUAAAAAUCAAAAUGAAAAAAAAAAUUGAUCAAGUAUCACAUUACUGUAGCAUGUGGUAUUGAAAAUAAAGAACGUCAUUUAAAAAAGUUGAUUUUUCUUUCAGAAAUUUCAGAAAAUCUGAAAAAUGUUCAUAUCUGACAGAACCGUGCUCUCUAGUAGUUUAGGUGGUCCCUAUAGGGAUUCAAGGUCGGAUCCUCGGUCCCCUCAAUCUCAAGUGGUCCCUUUAGGGACCUUCAAAUAUUCUUUCUUAAGGAUUUAAAAAAAUGCAAAAAGUUAAACUUGCUCUGUGAUAUUUCUCCGUCUAAAUAAUGCUAAUUUAUUGCGAACUAAAAACCCUAUAGGGGCCACUCUAGGGUUUUAUUUGACGAUUGUGGAAUUUUAUGAAAUUCUAGCGUCUUUUUGCUACUUUUCUUGGUCAGAAAAUUUUUUUAUCUCCUUAAUUUCGAUGAUUUUUGUUCAGAACCUCUGAUGUGUAAGAGGAUAGCCCACGAAAGACUGACGGUGCUGGAUUUCCGGAGAGAUUGCGUUGUGACGGCCUGCCAGGAAGGAUUCAUCUGCACUUGGGCCCGUCCUGGAAGGGUAAAUUGUAGUUUUGAAAAACGAAAAUUCGUAAAAGUUACUCAUUUUACAAAAAGAUAGCUAUAUUUUUCACUUUGAACCAGGCAAAACAAGGUUUUUAGAUUCGAAAGGUUGUGACAGCAAAAAAUGACUUAUAAAAUUAAAAUUAGGAAAAACCACACUAUAUGGAGCUUUUUCGCGCAUUUCGCUUUAAGACCUUUGGUUAAAUGGUAUACGGUAUUUGGGUGGAAAAGAAAAACGUGUAAGGCGGUUUUUUUAUAACUCACCAAAAACUACAGUACACCGCCCUUUUUUGCGCGUUUCGCUUCAAGACCUGUGAUACGACGCUAUUUUUCCCAGAAAGGAAAUUUAAAAUGCUGGAGCGGAAUAGGCUGUGUCGUAGGGACAAACUCAAAAAUCUGAGCUGAGGCAGAAAAAGAUUGAAUUUCUUUGAAGUUCGAUUAGAAGGAAAUUAUAAAAUUUUUAAGAAAUGAUGAAAAAUAUUGUCUUAAAAUGGCUUAAAAAACCAAAAUUUGCUUCUUUCAGAGCCCAGCGGCGCUGUUAAGACAAAGAGAGCUGCUGAACAUGAACUCGCCCGGGACCCUGAGUCCCGAGACGCGGGAACGGUCCCGAGACCGGGGCCUCUUCGACCGAGAGACGCCCGCCGCGCCCCCGCGAUCCGCCAGCGCCUACAGCGCCAACGGCCACGGCGGCUCGUCCUUCCAAGCGGGAGCCUCCAGAAACACCGAUGAAGAGGCCUCUCCAGGGGUCACCGCCUCGGUCAGCGGCUACAACUGGAGUGCCAUGUAG
Molecule: messenger RNA, 12135 nt
Organism: Caenorhabditis auriculariae
Lineage: Eukaryota; Metazoa; Nematoda; Chromadorea; Rhabditida; Rhabditidae
Source: the annotation of a GenBank genome assembly